UAACACAAAAGGAAAGCAGAGCUGAACAGAGCAAAACUGAGAGAGAGAGAGAGAGAGAGAUUCGGUUCCUUUGGCUUCGUCCUCAGCUUCAGCUAGAACCUUCAUCCCUAAAUCAGAUCUUGUUUCUCCUACAGUGUCCCUUUCUUCUCUGUUUUUCCAGAAAAUUCCCUCUCCUUCCUUCCUUCCUUCCUUCCUUCCUUCGUUCGUUCUUCUGUUUCUCUGCAGUCACAUAGAGAGAAAGGGAGAGAUUAGUAUAUAGUACUGUUCUUAUCAUUCAAUCAGCAGCUACUCAUCUGGGGAUUCUUUUGAUUGAUUGAUACUGUUUAGAGCGGCAUGUAUGGCGGCAAGUUUUCUGUGAAUCUACUUUCUUGGUCUGGAAAUUAGGAUCCCCUUUUGCAUUUCAGCAAAAUGUCAAGUGUUGAGGGAAUUGUGGUUAAUGAUGAAUAUAGAGAGAGAAGAUCUGAUUUUGAGAACUCUGAAGAUGAAAGACGGCGGUCAAAAAUUGGUAAUCUCAAGAAAAAGGCUCUGAAUGCUUCGAAUAAGUUCACCCAUUCUCUUAAGAAAAGAGGGAAAAGGAAAAUAGAUUAUAGGGUUUCUUCAGUUUCCAUAAAAGACGUGAGGGAUGCAAAAGAGGAGAGUGCUGUCCAUGAUUUGCGCCAAAAGCUUCUCGAAAGGGAUUUGUUGCCUCCCAGGCAUGAUGAUUAUCAUGCUUUGUUAAGAUUUCUGAAAGCUAGAGAGUUUAACAUUGAUAAAACAAUCCAGAUGUGGGAAGAAAUGCUUAACUGGAGGAAAGAAUACGGGACAGACACAAUUUUAGAGGAUUUUGAGUUUGAAGAGCUGGAGGAAGUCUUGCAAUAUUAUCCUCAAGGUUACCAUGGAGUUGAUAAGGAAGGGCGGCCAGUUUACAUUGAGAGGCUUGGGAAAGCUUAUCCGAGCAGGCUAAUGCGUAUCACCACUAUAGAGCGGUAUUUGAAGUACCAUGUCCAAGAGUUUGAGAGGGCCAUACAGGAGAAAUUCCCUGCCUGUUCUAUUGCUGCAAAGAGAUGGAUAUGUUCGACGACAACCAUAUUAGAUGUGCAAGGUUUGGGCAUUAAGAAUUUUACUCGGACUGCUGCAACUCUUUUGGCUUCCAUAACGAAGAUAGAUAACAGUUACUACCCUGAGACAUUGCAUCGGAUGUUUGUUGUUAAUGCUGGUCCAGGCUUUAAGAAGAUGCUCUGGCCAGCAGCACAGAAGUUUCUGGAUGCAAAGACUAUUGCCAAGAUACAGGUUUUGGAGCCCAAAUCCCUGCCUAAGCUCCUGGAAGUUAUUGACUCAAGUCAAUUGCCAGACUUCUUGGGUGGUUCUUGCUCUUGCUCGGUUGAAGGAGGGUGCCUUAGAUCCAAUAAAGGUCCAUGGAAUGAUCAUGGAAUAAUGAAGCUUGUACAUAAUGCAGUACCAGCUGUUGUGAGGGAAAUCUCCAGAGUGUCUAAUGAUAAGCAGGAAUUUGACUCAUACAAUCAGGUAUGCCCUCUGAAGGGAAAAAGCAGUGAUAAAUUAACAGCAAAAUCAGGGUCAGAUAUUGAUGAUCAUUCUUCUCCAUUUGGACCAAGGAGUUCUACAUGUGCAUGCUUGGCCCCAGUUGAUGAAGAGGUGAGGGCAUCUGAUCCAAGUAUCUUCUACAGUUGUGAUGACAAUUUUAUUCUGGCUGAGAAAACUGUUCAUAGAGGGGGGUGUUCUGAGGAUCAAUCACUUGGAAUCAACAAUUUGGGGAACAUUCCCUUUCAAGUGACAUCAAAUCUGGAAGGUUUAUUCAUCCGUUGGUUUGACAUUGUCAAGGAAAAGGUUGGGAAAACAAGUAUCCCAAGCACAGCGAGAACCCUGAUAUCUUUCAUGGUCAAACUUUUUCGUAGUUUUCCAUUAGAGUAUUGGAGAAGGCAGAGCAACAUUUAUCCAUCUAAUUUGAUGGAACAUAACACAGUUAUCCAUUCAACUGCUCUUGAAGAUGUGAAUGAAGAAGAUCAUGUACGUCCAUGUAUAGAACGUCUUCAAAGACUAGAGAAAAUAUUUGAGGAAGUUAGCAACAAACCUGCUGGAAUCCCUUUGGAAAAGGAGAAAAUGCUAACAGAAUCUCUGGAGAGGAUCAAGUCUGUGGAGUUUGAUCUUGAGAAAACAAAGAGAGUACUGCAUACUACAGUGGUAAAGCAACUUGAGAUCACUGAGCUGCUAGACAAUCUACGGGAGUCUAAAUGUCGUCAAAGAAGAUUGUUCUGCUGAGUAGCUGAAGUUGUAGCGGAACAUCAGAAACUAAAUAGUUGGGAGACUAUGCACAGAGUGAAACUAUUUAGGCAUCAAUGGUGGCGGGAGGCCAUACUCUGAAAGGAGCAUCACUACUACUACUUUUUUUUUUCUAGUAGAAAGACGAGGCAGGCAAUCUUUUUUUCCCAUUAACCAUUUUCCUUCAAUCUUGUAAUUUCUUGUUACAGUCGAUACUUCACUAAAAUUAUAGUAGUUAAGAUGAGCAUUUCUUCCUGAUGUUAGCUUCGAUUGUGUAGAGAAAAACAUGAAAAAUUGUCAAUGGAAUGCUUGAUAUCAACCAUACUA
Molecule: messenger RNA, 2583 nt
Organism: Populus nigra (black poplar)
Lineage: Eukaryota; Viridiplantae; Streptophyta; Magnoliopsida; Malpighiales; Salicaceae
Product: phosphatidylinositol/phosphatidylcholine transfer protein SFH13-like
Exons: 15
Coding region: 409-2256 (615 amino acids)
Source: RefSeq, a predicted model, not a curated record